Molecule: messenger RNA, 2155 nt
Organism: Rhincodon typus (whale shark)
Lineage: Eukaryota; Metazoa; Chordata; Chondrichthyes; Orectolobiformes; Rhincodontidae
Product: pre-B-cell leukemia transcription factor 2-like
Exons: 11
Coding region: 1-1473 (490 amino acids)
Biological process (GO): eye development; regulation of transcription by RNA polymerase II; embryonic organ development
Cellular component (GO): nucleus
Molecular function (GO): DNA-binding transcription factor activity, RNA polymerase II-specific; RNA polymerase II cis-regulatory region sequence-specific DNA binding
Source: RefSeq, a predicted model, not a curated record
AUGAGGUCCCAGCGAGGUCUGGAGGUGAGGCCUGGAGGUGAGGCCCAGCCCAGGCCAGAGGGAAAGCCGAGGCGCUGGACCUGUCCCUGCCCGUAUUCCCGGUGCUGGGAAGGAGGAUGGACGAGCAGAACCGGCUGCUACAGACUAGGGGAGCCGGGGCCGGAGCGCCAGCGGGAGCCGGGGCUGGAGGAGGAGGAGGAGGAGGUGGCGGUGGCGGCGGCGGUGCCGGGAGGAUCAGGUCCCGGGCACUCAGUCCAGAGCGGCCUUCAGCCACUGUUGGCUGGGCACCUUCACGAAACAGCCACGGAUAACGGGGAAGGCAGGAAACAGGACAUUGGAGACAUCCUCCACCAGAUCAUGACCAUCACUGACCAAAGCCUGGACGAAGCUCAAGCCAAGAAACAUGCCCUGAACUGUCACAGAAUGAAACCUGCCCUCUUCAGUGUUUUGUGUGAGAUUAAAGAAAAGACUGGUCUCAGUAUUCGCAGCAGUCAGGAGGAGGAACCUGUGGACCCCCAGCUGAUGCGAUUGGACAACAUGCUGCUGGCGGAGGGGGUAGCCGGGCCGGAGAAAGGCGGUGGCUCGGCGGCGGCCGCGGCCGCAGCCGCAGCAUCCGGGGGCAUCUCACCCGAUAACUCAAUCGAGCACUCGGACUACCGGGCGAAGCUGGCCCAGAUCCGGCAGAUCUACCACACCGAGCUGGAGAAAUACGAGCAGGCCUGCAGUGAGUUUACGACACACGUGAUGAACCUCCUGAGGGAGCAGAGUCGAACGAGGCCCAUCUCCCCAAAGGAAAUCGAGCGGAUGGUCGGGAUAAUCCACCGGAAGUUCAGCUCCAUCCAGAUGCAGCUAAAACAGAGCACUUGCGAGGCGGUCAUGAUCCUCCGGUCCCGGUUCCUGGACGCCAGGAGAAAGAGACGUAACUUCAGCAAGCAGGCCACAGAGAUUCUGAACGAAUACUUUUACUCUCACCUCAGUAACCCUUACCCCAGUGAGGAGGCCAAGGAAGAGCUGGCAAAGAAGUGUGGUAUCACUGUAUCGCAGGUAUCCAACUGGUUUGGAAACAAGCGAAUCCGAUAUAAGAAGAACAUUGGUAAGUUCCAGGAGGAGGCUAACAUUUACGCUGUUAAGACCGCCGUCAGUGCUACAGCUGCCUCCCAGAACAGCCAAGCAAACUCGCCCACCACUCCCACCUCUGCAGGUUCCUCUGGAUCGUUUAAUCUAUCCGGCUCUGGUGACAUGUUCAUGGGAAUGCAAGGGUUAAAUGGGGAUUCAUAUCCUGGGGCUCAGGUGGAGUCACUACGUCACUCCCUGAACCAGACUGGGAGCUACGGUGAGGGACUGGGUGUCAGUCAGAUCUACAGCCCCCGGGAUGUGAGGGCUAAUGGAGGGUGGCAGGAUGCAACCACUCCCUCUUCAGUGACAUCGCCUACGGAAGGUCCCGGAAGCGUGCACUCGGAUACCUCCAACUGAUCUCCCCCAACAAACCCACCCCCACCCAGGCGACGGAACCGUGUGACCCCCCCCCCAACCCCCUUGGCCCGAUGGGCUCGCUCCAAGAGCUGGCCAACCAGAAGAGAAGACGACUAUAAAGGAGAGAUGAGAAGUUUGGGGGCGGGUGGAGAUUUUUAAGAAAAAACACACACACAAGGAGAAGGAAAGAAAUGGGGGUGGGGUAUGGGUGAUGUUGAUACUAACCAACCACCUUAUGUUUCGCUGUAAAACCUUUACCUUCAGUGUGACGAUAAAAGGAAAGGAUGCUAUAAAGGAUGGAGGUGAAGAAAGAAACAGCAAGAGGCAAGGCUUCAGUGUGCACCGUUUGCAGUGGCAAUGGGUCCUGUAGACCACGCCGCAUCGCCCACUGUGGUCUGAACUGAGUCAGUACCAAGUACCAAAGGUAGUUGGGGGGCGGGGGGAGGUGGCAGCCAAGUGCCAACCCAGCUAUGAAAAAUGGUGCAUUUGCUAUUUCUCAUCAUCGGGACGCUGUCCACGCUACGGGUGUGCCGGAGCCAGCCCAAUAGGAGGAGGAGGCGGCGACAGGCCUGGGACUCGGGCUGUUAGGCGGACUCUGGGAGACUUUUCAGUUUGUCGGCUGUAUGUGAACCAGCUGACUGGUUCCCCGCCCCAGUCCCAUCUCCGCGCUCCCGAUACUGUG